Akanthomyces muscarius is the source of this 654-nucleotide messenger RNA. RefSeq lists its product as uncharacterized. The transcript has 3 exons. The coding region runs from base 1 to 654 and encodes 217 amino acids. Lineage: Eukaryota; Fungi; Ascomycota; Sordariomycetes; Hypocreales; Cordycipitaceae. The record is from RefSeq and is a predicted model, not a curated record.
AUGAAGUUCACCUUUGCUGCUGCCGCUACGGCUUUGAUGGGCGCUGCCCAAGCCAUCAACGUCCAGGUCGUCUCCGUCGGCCGCAACCCCGUCAACAACGCCACUGGCCUCAAGUUCUGGCCCGAGAAGAUCAAGGCUGAGCCUGGCUCCAUGGUCCAGUUCCAGUUCCUUGCUGGUAACCACACCGUCACCCAGUCCGACUUCGACCACCCGUGCAAGCCCAUCAAGGAGGUCAACCCCAGCGCCCUGGGUAUCUUCUCGGCGUACCAGCCCGUCGCCGCCAGUGUAGCCAAGGGCGAGGUUCCCGUCUUUACCAUCAUGGUCAACGACACCAAGCCGAUGUGGUUCUUCUGCAGCCAAGGCCCCCACUGCGAAAAGGGCAUGGCCCUGGUCAUCAAUGAGAACACCAGCGCCAACUCUUCACGGUCUAUUGAGAACUACAAGAAGCUCGCUGCUGAGGCUUCUCCUUCCACUGGUGGCACGACAGAGAGUGGCUCCAACACUGGCAGCGGUACCUCUCCCGAGUCCAACUCCGGCUCUUCCACGACUCCUGCCGGUGCUGCCUCGAGUACCCCGACGACGGCCGGCGCCUCCAUUGCUGGCGCAUCUAGCUCGAUGCUACUUGCUCUUGGUGCUGUCUUUAUGCUCCUGUAG